Drosophila busckii is the source of this 1005-nucleotide messenger RNA. It is a transcript of the gene twit, whose product is annotated as CG9335. The transcript is spliced from 3 exons. The record is from RefSeq and is a predicted model, not a curated record. Gene Ontology annotation, biological process: positive regulation of voltage-gated potassium channel activity; sleep; regulation of synaptic transmission, cholinergic. NCBI's taxonomy places the organism in Eukaryota, Metazoa, Arthropoda, Insecta, Diptera, Drosophilidae. The coding region runs from base 117 to 602 and encodes 161 amino acids.
ACUUAGACGAGCAGUGGUUUGCAUCGCGCGCAGUCUAUUUGGCAGAGAAAUAUAUAAAGGAUAUAUACACACAAAGAGUUUUGCACACUUUAUUGAACGUGUUAAUUGCAAUUGCGAUGUCAGCAACUAUGAAAUACAUUUUCGCCGGUCUGUGCCUGCUGCUGAGCACCUGUAAUAUCAGAGCACAUCAGCAUCAAGCCUUGCAGUGCUGGCAUUGCAGUUCGGCCACCGUUGGCUCCGAUGGCUUUUGUGGUGUCACCUUCCAGGAGGACAACAUACCCUAUGAGCAACUGAAGGAGAGCAACAGCAAUCCGCUGCGCACCUGCAAUAGCAGCAUUAACUCCGAUCACGAGCGUCCUGUUUGCCGCAAAACUGUGGAUGAAACUAACGAUGGCAAACUCAUAACCAAACGCUUUUGCUACUACACCAACAAAUCGGAUCCUGUGGAGCUUUGCAACAUGACCAAACCCGACAACAAUAUGCGCCGAAUAUUCUGCGAGGAUUGUCUAUCAGAUCGUUGCAAUGGCUCCGCACGUCUGGCUGCCAUUUUGGCUGCCAUUUUGCUGCCCUCAUUAGCCGUGGCACAUUACUUGGCCAUCUAAGCAGCGAGGCGCGCUGCAAUUUCAAGCUCUAUUUUAAUUUGAAACGUGAUAUUUUGUUUAGCUACGCAAGCAGCUGAUUUAUAGUUUAUAUUUAACUUAGUUUAGUUGUAGUUUGAGCUCUUUUAUACUUUAGUAUAGUUUGCAUACCGUUUGACUUUAUUGUUUUUAACUAAAUUCUUAAAUGUAGUAAACAAUUUUUCAGCUAAUAGCAAAGCUCUGUCUCCCCACAAACAAGGUAUACUGCAAAAUACAAUAUAUAAAUAUUUUAAUCAUGUGAAAGAAUAUAAAGUAAACUACAUAUAUGACCAUACUAUAUAUAUUUAAAUUCAAUGUAAUUACCACAGUUGCACGCAUAAACAAAGAGACACCAGAAAAAAUAAAGUUCAUAAACUAUGUGAAUGUA